This is a messenger RNA of Lolium perenne, 614 nucleotides long. Its product is annotated as arabinogalactan protein 20. Lineage: Eukaryota; Viridiplantae; Streptophyta; Magnoliopsida; Poales; Poaceae. The record is from RefSeq and is a predicted model, not a curated record.
CGCGCGCGUUGGCUGCAUUCCCGAGCCCGGAAUCUGAGCGAGAGAGCGAGAGGCAGGGCUCGCGCGAUUCCUUGCUUUGCUCGCCUCCGGCGGUGCUCUUGUCUUGCCUUCUUCGCGGUGGCCGGAGAGGAGGCGAGAAAUCAAGAGGCGAGCUACGGGCAGCAGCAGAGGACGAAGAAGUUCAGAGGAGAGCGGCCAGGGAGAAAUGGCGGCGGCGUGGACCUCCGUGGGCCUGGUGGCGGUGGCCGCGCUGGUGGUGGGCAUCGCAAUGCCGGCCUCCGCCGCCGCCGCCGUGCAGCCGCCCGCGCCAGCGCCCUCCAGCGACGGCACAACGAUUGACCAGGGGAUCGCCUACGUGCUGAUGCUGGUGGCCCUUGUGCUCACCUACCUCAUCCACCCAUUGGACGUUUCCUCUCCAUACAGGCUCUUCUAAUCUGUAUUCAGAUUGUAUCAGUAGAGUAUUAGAGUUAGCUAUGAGAGUGCGAGGGCAUGGUGAGGAUUUAGGUAAAGGGUGUGGUAGUCUAUUUCUGUACGUGCGUCACAUGAUUAUGAACAUGUUACAUGUUUGGUGGUGGCUUGAUUCUGCCAUUAUGUGAGUGUUUUGGUAUUCAGUA